Suricata suricatta (meerkat) is the source of this 2747-nucleotide messenger RNA. It is a transcript of the gene BLZF1, whose product is annotated as basic leucine zipper nuclear factor 1. Gene Ontology annotation, biological process: Golgi to plasma membrane protein transport; Golgi organization. The record is from RefSeq and is a predicted model, not a curated record. Gene Ontology annotation, cellular component: Golgi membrane. The transcript has 7 exons. The coding region runs from base 385 to 1590 and encodes 401 amino acids. Lineage: Eukaryota; Metazoa; Chordata; Mammalia; Carnivora; Herpestidae.
UUGUUAUUCUCAACCGGCGUUCCAAAUAUUCUAUACUUUAUUUCUAAGUAGGCUUCUAUCCAUUUUUCGCUUACUGACGACGCUUAGACCGUAUGUGCUGCGUUACUCGAGUUUUAAAACACCACAGAGCGUAUUUAUUCUCUCUUUUGGAAAAUUUUUCCGGAAACGAAACCUUGAGAACAGGAAGUGAUUAAUAGUGAGCGAGCUGGAUGUCAGGAAGGUCUGGGCGGGUCAGCCCGGAAUGGAAGAGGAGUGUGCCGAGCCAUUAACCCCGUGACGCGGAGCCCAACAGUCUGUAAAGUGAAGCCCCCUGAAAUCGGAAGAGUAAGGACCCUUGGCGGUUUUUCGGUAGAAGGUUUGAGGUGCAUUUUCAUUGGUUAAAAAAUGACUACUCUCGAAAGUUUAGAAGCCAAAGUCACCCCUACUCCAGCCCCAAUCCGAGGAGCAGGAGAUGGAAUGGAAACUGAGGAGCCACCUAAAGCUGUCGAAGUUACGUCUGGAAUCCAACCCAUAAAGCAUCACAUCCUUCAGAGUCCACGAAAGAAAGCAGCUCCAGGAGAGAGCCCAGGAGUUCUUCAGCUGGGGAAGAUUCUCACUGACAAGGCAGUGGAAGUCGAAGCCGUAAGAAUAUUAGUUCCCAAAGCUGCUAUAACCCAUGAUAUACCCCACAAAAAUGCAAAGGCUAAGUCUCUGGGACAUCAUAGAGGAGAAUUCCUUGGUCAGUCAGAGGGAGUUGUAGAACCCAGAAAGGAACUAUCAGAGGUAAAGAGUAUACUGGAAAAGCUCAAGAACUCUGAAAGAAGGUUACUGCAGGACAAAGAAGGUCUCUCAAACCAGCUCAGAGUACAGACAGAGGUUAAUCGUGAGUUAAAAAAGCUGCUAGUGGCUUCUGUUGGGGAUGAUCUUCAGUAUCAUUUUGAACGUCUAGCCCGUGAGAAAAAUCAGCUUAUUUUAGAAAAUGAAGUCCUAGCUCAAAACACAGCUCAACUUUCUGAACAAUUAGAGCGUAUGUCAAUACAGUGUGAUGUAUGGCGAAGUAAAUUCCUUGCAAGCAGAGUGAUGGCAGAUGAAUUAACCAACUCCAGGGCAGGAUUACAGCGUCAAAACCGUGAUGCCCAGAGUGCUAUUCAAGAUCUCCUGAGCGAACGGGAACAGUUUCGUCAGGAAAUGAUAGCUACCGAGAAAUUAUUGGAGGAGCUCUUGGUCUCCUUGCAGUGGGGGAGAGAGCAAACCUACUACCCAAGUACACAACCUCACACCACAGCAGAACUGGCAUUAACAAAUCACAAGUUGGCAAAAGCAGUCAAUGCUCAUCUUCUGGGAAAUGUAGGCUCUAACAGCCAAAAAAAGAUUCCAUCACCAGUUGAAUUCUGCAGCACCCCAGCAGAAAAAAUGGCUGAAACGGUUCUACGCAUUUUGGAUCCAGUUACCUGUACAGAAAGCUCACCUGAUAAUCCUUUUUCUGAGUCUUCACCAACCACCUUACUUGCUACAAAGAAAAAUAUUGGACGAUUUCACCCCUACACUAGAUAUGAAAAUAUAACUUUCAAUUGCUGCAAUCACUGCCAGGGAGAACUUAUUGUCCUUUAACAUUCAGGAUGUUGGAGGCAUGCCACAGGCGCUUGCUUCUCACCUGAGAGUCAUUAUCUGGGAGCUGGAGUUCUUACAAUGGUAGAAAUAAUAUCACUUUCUAUUUAAGUAAUCUAUAUCCCCAAAGAUGUUUCAUGUAUGGAUCACAGAUUACCCUUUCUUACUAAGUAUCUCAGGGUAAGAGAAGAAUGAAACUGUGUAGCUGUAUUUAAAGUAGAUGAUACUUUCCAGGCAUUAUAUGAUGCUUUUCCUAAAGGACUCUGAAAAAAAAAAGAUUCCACCUUUAUUUUAGGCCCUAUCCUGCUCUGUAUUUAGUGUGAGCAGAUUUACUUUUGGUACUCUUGAUGCAAGGUGGGUCAUAUGCAGCCACACCCAUUUAUUUACUGUUGUCUAUGGUUAUUUUCUGGGGGGUCCCCCCCACACACACACACUACAACAGUACAACUGAAUAGAUGCUUGGGCUUGUAUGGCCUACAAAGCUUAAAAUAUUUCCUAUCAGGUCCUUUACAGAAAGAGUUUUUUGGCCCCUACUCUCAAGGAGUAACAGCCAGGAGGUUGGGUGGAGUGAGUGUCUAUUCCCUUUUUGGUGGUUUUCUGGGGGCUACAAAGGAGGCUUAUGGAAAUACUGUGGGUGAAGGGACUAGUAUUUUAAAACUAAAUGCUCUAUGUUAGGAAAGUUAAAAGUAUUUUACAAGCAUAUUAGCAAGUGGUUCAGCAAAACAUACUAUGUUGGUUUUGUGUGAGGCACGCCAUAGUGUGAAUUGACAUAUAUAAAGAAAACAGACUCCAUUCAGCUCAUUCUGACAAAUGCAACACAAUAGGAAUAUCCAAUUUGAUAUAAAAUAUGGUGGAGAAAGUAGGCUCUUUCUGGAACAUUGUACAAAAUGAAAAAUGAAAUCAAUUUAUAUUCAUCUAUAAUAUGAGCAUAUAAUUAUUGUUUAUGAUGAACCAUUGUAAAACACCCUUUUCAUAGGUCUUUAAAAAUAUCCACAAUGUUUAUACCAGAUUACACCAUACUAGGUGCAGAACUAUCAAAAGACAAAUCUUCUGAAGACAAAUCUGGUCAAAUAACAUAUUUUAAUGUCAACUUAAUCUUUUUGUCAGACUCAUCAGAAUUAUACUUUAAAAUGGCAAUAAAUUUCUCUACAUUCUUUUAA